GUGGCGGGGCCCGGGCCCCGGGGCGGGCCGGGUUGGGUUGCACGGUGCGGCGCGGCGGUAGGGUCUGUCGCUGUGGGGAGGCAGGAAAAUGGCGCUGACGCAGGGGACCAAGCGGAAAGUCUGCUAUUACUACGACGGUGAUGUUGGAAACUACUAUUAUGGCCAAGGACACCCAAUGAAACCUCACAGGAUCCGGAUGACCCACAACCUGCUGCUGAACUACGGCCUCUACAGGAAGAUGGAGAUAUAUCGCCCUCACAAGGCAAACGCAGAAGAAAUGACCAAGUACCACAGUGACGACUACAUAAAAUUUCUGAGGUCUAUUCGCCCAGAUAACAUGUCUGAGUACAGCAAGCAGAUGCAGAGAUUUAACGUUGGGGAAGACUGCCCUGUGUUUGAUGGGUUGUUUGAGUUCUGCCAGCUCUCUGCUGGGGGCUCCGUUGCCAGUGCUGUGAAGCUGAACAAGCAACAGACGGAUAUUGCUGUGAAUUGGGCGGGGGGCCUUCACCACGCUAAAAAAUCAGAAGCUUCUGGCUUCUGUUAUGUCAACGAUAUCGUCUUGGCUAUCUUGGAGCUCCUAAAGUAUCACCAGAGAGUGCUGUACAUCGACAUUGAUAUUCACCACGGAGACGGCGUGGAGGAGGCUUUUUAUACCACGGACCGCGUCAUGACCGUGUCCUUCCAUAAGUACGGGGAAUACUUCCCAGGAACAGGGGACCUACGGGAUAUUGGUGCAGGCAAAGGCAAGUACUAUGCUGUCAACUAUCCCCUCCGGGACGGAAUCGAUGAUGAGUCCUACGAAGCGAUAUUCAAGCCGGUGAUAUCCAAAGUGAUGGAGACGUUCCAGCCUAGCGCAGUUGUCUUGCAGUGCGGGUCGGACUCUCUGUCAGGUGACAGGCUGGGUUGUUUUAAUCUGACCAUCAAAGGUCAUGCUAAGUGUGUGGAGUUUGUAAAAAGUUUUAAUUUGCCUAUGCUGAUGCUGGGAGGAGGUGGCUACACGAUCCGCAACGUGGCUAGAUGCUGGACCUAUGAGACUGCCGUGGCUUUGGACACUGAAAUUCCCAAUGAGCUUCCAUAUAAUGACUAUUUUGAGUACUUUGGCCCGGACUUUAAGCUUCACAUCAGUCCCUCGAACAUGACUAACCAGAACACCAAUGAGUACCUCGAGAAGAUUAAGCAACGUCUGUUUGAGAACCUGCGCAUGCUGCCGCACGCCCCUGGGGUCCAGAUGCAGCCGAUUCCCGAGGACGCAGUUCAGGAAGACAGCGGAGAUGAAGAGGAAGAAGAUCCUGAGAAGCGCAUUUCAAUCCGCAAUUCUGAUAAGAGAAUAUCCUGUGAUGAAGAAUUCUCCGACUCCGAAGACGAAGGGGAAGGAGGGCGCAAAAACGUCGCCAACUUUAAGAAAGCUAAACGUGUGAAGACAGAAGAGGAGAAGGAGGAGGAGGAGAAGAAAGAUGAGAAAGAAGAGGAAAAACCAAAAGAGGAGAAAGCAGAACCCAAAGGGGUGAAGGAAGAGACAAAAUCCACCUAAGAUGGCUGCAGCUGGACAGGACGUGUCAGUGCGUAGUUGUCGUAGGUUUAGCUUCUCCGGUUGCCUCCCAUUCCACAGGAUUUAUAUUUUAUAUAUGUUUCUGUAUAUAUUUCUAUAUAAAUAUAUAAAUGACUUGAGAACUGUAAAUUAUUCCUCGCUGCACUCCGCUGGGAGCAGAUAGGGAGGAUUCUGCGGAGUCGACAGACCUGCACUGCCCAGAUUUGGUGACUGGGACGUUUCACUCUUGCCUUCCACUGCCUCCUUAGUGUGUCUUUAGAAAAAUCACUCCCUUUCUUUGCUCUCUCCUUUCAAAUAACCGCCCUUGGAAACGAAUAAUUUAAGUAGAAGUAGUAUCUGCAUUUCAGGUUAGGUGGAAAGAUGGCCAUGAAUUUUUUUUUGUCUUACUUAUUUUGGAUGGGAGAAUACAAGUUCCCAAAUGAAGCCUGUGAGAGACCGACUAUUCCUUUGGUCUUCAGUUUGAUUCCACCAUGCAAGUAACUGCAAGCUGGUGCCGCUUCUCAGGGUCAAAUAGUGCAGUUCUUGAAUAGAGUUGGCUACCUCCCUGCAGCAAACUUGUGCAAAGAGACAUGAAGCAGCUCAAAAACCAACCCGUCAAGCGCUUUAGUGAAUCAGCCCGAGCGCAGAGCCGCAAAACGCAAAGUGAACAUCACCCGCGUGUGGUGAUGAAGGUUUUCCGCGGUCCUGCCGAUCCAGCAGCAUUAGGCACCUCGGGUGCGAGAAGGGAUGAAGUGUUUAUACCAUUUUGUAUAGCUGUGCCCCUCUGGGCCAGGGGGAGCGAGUUACUGCCCGUUUGGCCGCCUGCUUUGCUUUUCCCGCCCGUUCUGUCCUUUUUCGGCUCCGCUCUGUCCCCCGGGCUCAAACCACUGCGGCAAUCCCCACCUUGUCUAAAGGGCAGGUUAGCAGAGCCCCCCGAAACCUCAAAACCACCUCUCUGAGGUUACAAGUCUUUCCAAAUCGAAUCUUUCCUCUCACGGCCAGUAAACACGGAGAACCUUUUGAUCAGCCGUCUGAGCUGUUAUCUUCACAAGGGAACAGCAGAUGGGGCUCUGUGCGUUGUUCUAACUAUUCCUCUCCCCACUCCCACACCUUAUCCCACACCCCGAGCUCUUUUGUGACCAGAACUGGCUUUUCUUUGGUGUCUCCUUUUCCACAGCUGAGUUUUCGCUUGGCAGGAGUUUCGCAGGCGGUUUGGACUCGCUGCUCUCCUUUCUCAGGGGCAUUCCUCUGUCCACCAGAGGGUUUGUAGCUCCCACAGAGCGCUGCUGAUGGCUUCAACUCUAAUAAUGCUGCUAAUUAACACAGGUUAUUUUUUAAAUGUUUUAUUUUUUUAAAUACUUCUCCCUUUUCCACCGUGAGGUUUUUUAGUCUCUUUGAACCUGAGUGACGUGUCGCUCCCACUCUUCAGUGUUUGUAUGUGAAGCGAGAGAGAUCAGUGUAUCUUUGUGUCGGGUUGGGGGGGGGGAAACAUUGUGGUUUUUUAAAGAUGCUUUUAUUUUGAAUUUUGAGAAUCUUUGUAAUAAAACCAGUACAUUUCUA
Messenger RNA from Columba livia (rock pigeon), 3088 nucleotides. It is a transcript of the gene HDAC1, whose product is annotated as histone deacetylase 1. The transcript has 14 exons. The coding region runs from base 89 to 1531 and encodes 480 amino acids. Lineage: Eukaryota; Metazoa; Chordata; Aves; Columbiformes; Columbidae. The record is from RefSeq and is a predicted model, not a curated record. Gene Ontology annotation, biological process: negative regulation of transcription by RNA polymerase II. Gene Ontology annotation, molecular function: histone deacetylase activity. Gene Ontology annotation, cellular component: NuRD complex; nucleus.